UUUACCUCUGCACGUGCCAGGACCUGACCCUCAGGCCCAGAAUGUUCCUUCUGCUGACAGCACUUCAGGUCUUGGCUGUAGGCCUGGCAAGGAGCCAAGAGGAUGACAACAAGAUCAUCGGUGGCUACACGUGCAUCCAGAACUCGCAGCCGUGGCAGGCCGCRCUGCUGGCCGGUGCCGGGCGCCGCUUUUUCUGCGGAGGGAUCCUGUUGUCCGACCGCUGGGUCAUCACUGCCGCGCACUGUGCCCGCCCGAUCCUUCAGGUGUCCCUGGGCAAGCACAACCUGAGGAGGUGGGAGGCUACCCAGCAGGUGCUGCGCGUGACGCGCCAGGUGCCACACCCUGGCUACCGCUCCCGGACCCACGAGAAUGACCUGAUGCUGCUGAGGCUAGAGAAGCCCGCCAGGCUCGGGAGGGCAGUGAGGCCCAUCGCCGUGGCCCAGUCCUGCGCCAGCCCUGGGACUUCCUGCCGUGUGUCAGGCUGGGGCACCACCUCCAGCCCCGUGGUCAGGUACCCCACGGUGCUGCAGUGCGUGAACGUGGACAUCUCCUCAGACCAGCAGUGCCGGAAGGCCUACCCCGGAGCCAUCACCUCGGGCAUGGUGUGUGCCGGGGUCCCCCAGGGCGGGAAGGACUCCUGUCAGGGUGACUCUGGGGGACCCCUGGUAUGUGGAGGACAGCUCCAGGGCCUCGUGUCCUGGGGGAUGGAGCACUGCGGCCAGCCCGGGUACCCAGGUGUCUACACCAACCUCUGCAAGUACCAAAACUGGAUCCGGGAAACGAUUCGGGGCGGUUGA
This is a messenger RNA of Urocitellus parryii (Arctic ground squirrel), 797 nucleotides long. It is a transcript of the gene Klk14, whose product is annotated as kallikrein related peptidase 14. Gene Ontology annotation, cellular component: secretory granule. Gene Ontology annotation, biological process: proteolysis; seminal clot liquefaction; epidermis morphogenesis. NCBI's taxonomy places the organism in Eukaryota, Metazoa, Chordata, Mammalia, Rodentia, Sciuridae. The record is from RefSeq and is a predicted model, not a curated record. Gene Ontology annotation, molecular function: serine-type endopeptidase activity.